AUAUCGCAAAUAGGAUAGCUAUGCAGCUUGAAGUGGGGGAAAAGAGGAUGGCCUUUGCUGUAGUGCUUUGAUAAGUUCAGUUGCAGUAAACAUCAAUAAUAAACAGCUCGUCCAACUUUGCAUCUUUCAUGUGACUACUCUAGUUAACAGAAUAUUAGAAUGUCAUGAAACUUGUUGAUUAUUUGCGGAAAAAUCAGGGACUGAAAUUCUACUCAAGCUAUUACUUGGGCCUAAUUUUGCCCAGUUUUCCGGAAUGGUGCCUAUUGCUCUAUACGAUACCCUGGUCUAUAAAAAGCAUCCAGCAUCACCUAGACACACUGGUUAUUAGUACUCUAUGAAACCAAACAGACUUUGUUUACGACUGAUUUGUGGCAGAAGCAGAGUAAGAGAAGGGGGAGGGAAUUGGCUUGUUUCCAGGACUGUUAGCUCAACAUACUUUGACAGAUAUCAGACUCUUUGAAUGGCUCUGACCAUUUCAGAAUUUCUACCAAUAAAAGAGAGCAAGACAUAUUGCAGAACUGAAAGUGAUGCUCAGGAGAGAAUUAAGAAUGUUUUGGCUGAUUUGUUGAUUACAGAAACUGAUGAGAAAAGGAACUAAAAGAUGUUUCGUUUCUUCACCCUCAUGCAUUCAGGACAAUGGACAUCACAUGAGGCAUUUUUAGUCUCUUAGCUACCAGCCUGCAUCUAUACGCCAGCAAAUAGACUUUCAAGAGACUUGGACUGCUGGGAAGAAAACGGGAGCAAGGGGUAAACUGGUUACUGAAAUUGGGUACAACACAGAUUCUUUUUUGUUCUCAGGAAAGCUCGACCAAUUCUGGUGAAGUUCCUGGAUGUAAUGCCAUCCACGUGACUAAAAUCAAGAACAAGCUGGGGUGUGUCAUCAAGAAGUUCUGACUACUGUAACAGUCCAUAGCACUCAUGUCCAAACAAAGAAAGUUCCCCAGCCAUCUAAUUUUGAAAUUUUUUGAAUUGCCUAUCGACACCACUUGCAAAGAGAUUAGUAUCGAUGAAUCAGUAAUUCCAAGCCAAUUCUAGCAUCAGCAGGGUAAGUUGUCAGCUGCUGUAGAUCAGUGAAGUCCCAUGUGUUGGUAUUAAAUUCCCAUAAAUUCAUCUGUACCUGAGGUGAAGGCCCUCAUGCAUGCAUUUGGGCUAUGGGAGCUGGAUGAUAAGUAUACCACUCAAGAGAGAAGAGCACGCCUUCCACUACAAGCAGCAGGCUUGUCCAAAGUGUCAUUUAUGUGUGGUUCAGCAGAACUCGUACCCAAAGUGCAAAUUAAAACAAAUGCCAAAAGGUUCAAAGCGCACUACUCGUCGAGAUUUCAGUUUCCGGUGACUUUGGACAUAGGGAGUUGUUUGUGAUAUUUUGUUCAAGAUAGAGCCUAAAAACACAAGUUCUUCUGACAUGAAAGCCAUUGAAAAUUGAUGUGAGCCACUGAACAUUUCUGCUCAUGACAAGAAAGGUUGUAGGAAAAGUUGCCCGGGUUGUCUGAUGGCCAUUGCUGUCUGGCCAGUUCGACAAUUUCGGCUACAGCAGGUGCCAGUAAUGAGUGGUUCAUCCAACUUUGCAUCUUUCGUGUGAUGGCUCUAGUCCACAGAAUAAUGGAAAAUUCAGAAGCUCACCAAUUAUCUGCAUGAAAGUUAGGGAUCGAAACUCUACUGAAGCUUUUGCCACAACCUAAGAUUGUCCAGUCUUCCAAAGGAUUACCUAUUGCUUUAUACGGUACUGUGGCUUCAAGGGAGUUCACUUAGCAUUCAUUCUGCUUUACUGCCAACGGAAUUUGGGAAUGACAGCAAAGAUGUUUUGGAAGAUGUGAGAAGAAUCUACUACAGAUUGCUCACGUUAAGAAUGCCAAGAAGACAGAAUUGUUGACUUCAUUGAUGGCAUUUCUACUGGACAAGGCCCCUGUUUCACUCUUGGAGGCUGAUGAUGGGAAUUCAAAGCAAGGUGGAAAGAUGAAGCUGGGCAUUUACGGGUUUAUAGUCCUCUAGCUGGCUAUGGAAAAUUAAUGGGCCACCUAGAUGCUGGGAUAUUUGAAGAGGCUCUCCAAUCCCUAAUACUGGAGGUGAGAUAGCCCAUCAUCAAUGACACUAGACAGAGCUGAGAGCCCUCUUUGAGCAAAGCAGCAUCCCGGAUCAGAACUAUUGCCAUUGCCACAGUCACAUCUUAAAAUGAUGGAGGUGGGCUAAGUGAGCAUCAAUCAGUGAGCUCCCGCAUGCAAGCUUUAGAUGAUUGGUUAGGAUAACCGAAGAGGUAAGAAAUGAAGCUCAGGAUGAGCAAGAAGACACAGAAUCUAAGCUACAUAAAAUUCCAGAAGUGAACUGUGAGAAAAUUGAUAAAUCAGAUGGACUUCUGAGCAAAGACUUGAAACUUGAGAAUGAGUGGCAGCAAGGGAAUCAGAUCUGGAGCUAGAUUUCAAUUGCUUCACCACAAGUUCCUACUAGCAAUGCAAGUUGUGAUUCUAGGAAGCCAGAGUUGGGUUGGAAUGUCUUUGCUGAUAAAAUUAUACACUCAAACCCAAUGAGUUUGGGCUCUGGAAUGAAUACGGUCAGUUCUUUUCUAGUCAUGCCAUCAAUAUACAGAGGUCUCUUCACACGACCACCAGCAACGCAGUCACAGCCAGACCCCCAAGUCCUACUCCAGCAAAGGCCACCUUAGUGCACACCUCUUCAUCUUCCUCUUUUUGUUUCUUGGAUUGAAAAUUUACAGUUUUGAAUUGAUUUUUCAAAUCCAUUUCCAACUGAAUAAUUCCAUUUUUAAAAAUCCAUAUUUAGAUCCUUCCUAGGCAUAAAAUCCAGAUUUAAAUAAACUCCUUACUGCCACUCUCCUCUAGGCAUGCAUUUUCACUAUUUUCUUUUAUUUUCAACUAUUUUCAUGAUUUUCUCAAUUUUCAACAAGCAUGAACAAACUUCAUGAUUCCAAACAAUGGAAUUCAUAGAACCAACUCAUGCAAAAUUAAUUAGGGCUUUGGUGGGGGCCCGACAUUCAUGAUAUCCUCUUCAAUAGUGUUUGUUUGACAUUUGAUUAAUUGUGCCUUCUCUUUGAGAUACGUGAGAUUAUUAUGCACCUAUUAUUAAGCAAUCUUGUUUCCCAUAGUGGCGUUUUAGCUUGCUAUCCAGGUACGCUCCUUCACGCCUAUUUUUGAGAAUUCCAUGGACACAUGUGUUAUUGAUGACUAUAUCCAUACAUGAUGUGAUUUUUGGGUGUUUUGAUAUAUGCUUGAUUUGCUUAGAUAAAACAAAUGUUGUGUCAUAUUUCCAAACUAAUCUCUUAUGUUUCAUGAUAGCGCUUGAGAAGCCAUUCAGGUACGCACUUCGACUCUCUCUUAUGGUUUGUUUUCUCUUUAGGCAUGCAAUAUUUGAAAUCACCUAGCCUACUUAGGUAUCCAUAAUUAACUGAUUAAUGGCCAUACUUCCCUUAACUUUGUUAGUAGAGACCUUUAUAGGGCUUAGAGGGGUGCUACCUCCUAGAGGUACCUUCCUAAUAAGUAACCUGAUCCCCGGACUUAGACUCGGGUUUUUCAAAGACACGCUUUUCCAAAAAUUAUGGAGUCAUUUUUUUAGGGUUUUAUUUCUUGUUUUAUUUUCCCUUUUAAAAAUAAAAUAAAAUAAGUGGCGACUCUAACUUUUUUUUCCAAAAAUCAAAAUUUUCACAAAUAAAUAAAAAGCGAGUCUCGCCGAUCGAGUGGGAACGCACGUGAAAAAUGCGGGUCCACUGUAAUCUGUCUUGAUGCCGAGAAGCUAGAGGAAAAUAUAUGAGAAAAAAUAUUGAAUCCUUGAACUCCUUAAUAAAUUUAAUCAUGGCAGUGGUCAAAUUUCUUAGAAAAUGCUAUUCUGAGCUACUUUCUUAUGUUCCUGGAUCCCUAGUUAAACUUGGAAUCAACUGAGAUGUAUUUUCUGCUGUUUUGAUUCUAUUAAAAAUCAAAAACAAGUUUGAACAUAUAAUUGAUUUUGUUGAUUGUAAUGUGGGAAUUGGUAGUGGACCUCCUGUUGUGGUAGUGGCAUGCACCAGAUAGGAAAAAGCAAUGUAGUUACAACUAAAGAAUUUGAUUUAUUAAACUCCAAUACUCUCAAAAAUAUAAUUAACAAUAAAUAAAGUUGGCUUUAAUGGCUAGCUCUUGUCCUUGAGAAAAAUGCUCUGUCUUUAAUGGCUUAAAGGUUUCAUUUUAAAAACCUUAAAAGCCAUGUUUACUUCAUGGAAUAGGGCUUUGGGAAUGAGACUGAUAUUUUCAUUCCAUUAAUUGUCUUAUUUUGUUCUAGCAACUUGUGUGUUGCCUGUGAUUUACAUUUCAGAUUGCAGUUUUUUCUUAUUGUUUGGCUAAUUUGGAUUCACAACAUUAAUGCAUUAAAAAAAUACUAAAAAAUAAUGGUCUUGGUUGAUGAGGAAUAUUGAAUUGGUUCGUUUCCUAGAGCAAUUGAAUCAUGAAGCUGUUGAUCAGUGUGCUCUUAUGCAGAUCAAACUCAUGAUGAAAACCAUUACAAUCCUGAUCCAUCAUUUCUGUCUUAUCUACAAAAAUGCAUAAUAAGGCAUCUUGUGAUUUAUUUUUUGGUUUUCUGACUACUGGUCUUGUUUAAGAUUUAUGGUGUGAGAGCUUGUUUACAUAAUGAGAUUUUAGUACUAGCUGGGGCAUGCAAAACCCUUAAACAUAUCGCUGCACCUCACCUUCUUUUCAUACAUUCUUCUUUAUUUGGGUCCUUUUCCCCAAUGAUUCCCAUUAUAAGUUCUCCAAUUCAUGACUGAUGAAAAUUUUAUAAUCCUUGUUGAGUUAUUAGAGAUGUUUAAAGGAGCCAUGAGCAUGUGAAAAUAUUUAGGGAUGCAUGCUAGAGACUGAUUCUUGGUUUUUUUUUUUUUUUCAUGUUUUCCUUCUUGCUUAUACCUUUUGCUGUAUAUGAUAUAUCAAAAUAUUUGUUUUUCUUUUCCUCUUCAAACAAGGUGCCUUCUUGUUAUAACCAUCAAUGCUAUGUUUUGUUUUUUCCUUGUCCUUCCUACAAGAGCACUUCCUUUUACAGUUGUACAAGAGGAGUCCUAAAAAGAAAAAAAACCUAAAUUAUAAGGCCCAAACUUUAAACACAAUCAAUAGCUCUAAGGCACUGAAUGCCAAUCGAAAUGAAAUAGUUAAAAAGAACAAUGUUUUGAAUGUGAGAGUUAGGUUAGUGGAGAAUGGUAUCGAAACUAUUAAACCAAGGUUAAAAAAGACAACCAAUAUAACUAUUUUAGUGCAAUGGUUGAGCAACCUAGCUAGUUAACAUACAUUGAUGGUUAUAGAGGAAGAAAUGAGAAAGCUUCCUGAUUUCCUCAUGCAGAAAAGGAUAAUGGAAAAUAGUGCCAUGGAAGGGCAUAAUAUGCAAUUACUAGUUAACUCAGAAAUUUGGUCUUUAAUUAAUUAUAAUAUUUGCAUAUUCUUUUCUUUUGUUUUAUUCUAAUUUGGGGGAAUUAUUACAGUCCUUAAUUCUCAUAUUCAUAUGACAAUAGACCUUUUAAGUAGUGUGAAUGGCUAAGGUUAUUUCUUUAGGAUUGUGUUUCCAAUAUUGUCUUAGGGUAUAUUAGACAUUAUUUUUUAAUGCAAACAAAAUAUCAUAUCUUUUUUAGCAUUUCAAUUCUUUCGAAUUUAAUAUAUAUUCUUGGGAGCUGUCAAACACCAUAUUGGAUGGCCAAGGGACAUAGCAUAUGAAAAAAUAAACAUAAAUAUAUUAAAUUAUAUUGUAAUAUAUUGUAACGUUAGUGUAUUUGUAUUGUAAGUAUAAUGCAUUUAUGUUGUACCUAGUUUGUAUAAAUUAUAUAUGAUUUAAAAGGUUAGCCAUGAUGAGCAUUAACAAUGUGUACAUAUUGGAUUACCAUCAAACAACUUAAAUUUGUUAUCCACUAAUACAAUGGCUCUGUGUGUUUUUAGUAGCAUGUAUGUAACUGUAUUUGGGAUCACUAAUAGUAGUUAAACCAAAAUAAAUAAGGGUACAAUACAAAUGCCCUACAUUUACAAUACAAUUGCACUAGAAGUACAAUAUAUUACAACAUUACUUGAUUCAUUAUACAUUUAAUUAUGACAAUUGAUUAUUUGAUAUAAAUUCCAUAGUGCAAUGUGGAGUAUAAUACAUGGAUAAAAGGAAAAAAACAAUACAAUACAACCAGGUUUGAACAUUAUUUUAAUUAGUAUUAUUUUAUUUUGACUAUAUUAAUGUUUGACAUUGUUGUUUAAUUUGACUGUUUUAAUUUUAAUUUUAUAUUAUCAUUUAUUUACUUUUACAGGAAGUCAAAAUAAAUAGUCGAUGCUCCAGCAAAAAACUUAGACAUCUACUUGAUGAGCUAAGUGAUGAAAAGAAGAGUAUAAUUCAACAUAUUGGCUUUGGUGGAUUACUUCAACUCUCUUCUAUAGAGAUAAGGCAUAGCUUAUGUAGAUGGAUAAUAACUCAUUUCAAUAUAGCCCACUGUAGGUUAGACAUAGGACAAGAAAGGCAAUUUCCAAUAACUUGUUCUGAUGUAGGUGAAAUUCUGGGUAUUCCAUAUAUUGGUAGGAGGCUCCUACUUUCACCUACCAAUAGGAAUAAUAGAAUGGAAAACCUAUCAGAUCUUAGAGAUAGGCUGAUUUUAAUGGAAGACAUGGCCGGGUUCAAAAAAUUGUUUAUCUUCUUCUCAUGUGCUACAUUACUUGCUCCAACAUCAAAGUUGGAUGGUAGUCAUGAGUUGUGGUGUACUUUGCUUGUUGGAGACUUUGACAUCAAUGUUAAUUGGGGUCAAUUUGUACUUGACACAUUGGUUGCUGGAAUUAGACAUUUUUGAUUGGGUAAAGGCUCAUGGUUUACAGGUUGCCUUAUUUUUUUACAGGUAGAUACCUUUUUUUAUUAAAUGCUGAAGGUUUCCAUAUCAUUUUCCAUGUUUUAACAAGUCUUUUCUAAAUAACGUAUUGAUGUGUGGAAUAUUUGUGUUUCAGCUUUUUUAUGUAAAUAAAUUUUACAUUCCAACCAUGUUGGUACCACAUACCAUCCCAAUAUGUGCAGCGUGGACUGAUGACUUGAUGAAGAAAAGGGUGCAUGAAGAAUUGCAUGAUUAUGGUGAUUUUGGACUAGCUGAUGUUCAAGAAGAUGAAAGGGAGGAAGAUGCACAUGAAGACCCUGGUAAUCCAGUAAAUGAAGUUGAAGAAGAGACUAUUGAUGAAAUUAUGGCAGAAUAUAAUGCAGCGGAUAGACAAAUUCACCAAUUGCUUCGAACAAUGAGAGGAGCAAUUGAUAAACUAGCAAAGCGGCAGAAUACAAAUAAAACCCCAUCAUCUUCUCAUCAAAGCAGAAGUCAUAAUCAACCUGAUAUCAAUGAUUCUUUCCCAUCACCACCACAUGCUUAUGGAUCACCACUGAAUGAUCGUUUUGCUGAUGGUGAAGAUAAUGUAGGCCCAUCGACCUCACAGCCAGUAGCGCAGCAUAGCAUUGAGGAUGAAGUUCAGAUGAAUGCUAUUAUUCCUUACGAGACUGGACAUCCUCCAAUACGUUCAUAUCGGCUACAUCGACAUGCUACUGCCCUACAAUCACCAUACGUGGUACAACCGUCAAUCAAAUUUUCAGCGUCUUCAUCUGUAGCAAAGCAAGUUUUGGCAUAUGCAUUGGACGAUACACGUGAUGAAAGCCAAAUAUUAUGUUCCAUGCACAAUUUCUUCUUGACAAGGUUUGACUUGAAAUGCUUGGGACCCGAUAAAUUGGUUGACAAUAAGUUGUUCAUACCAAUAUGCAGGAAAAAUCAUUGGUAUUUAAUCAUUUUGAAUAUUCAUGCGAAAAGAAUCGAGUUGUUGGAUUCAUUAAUUGACGGAAGGAAAAAACGAAUGGAUGUCUUCAUAGAGAAAUUGGUGAACGUUUUGUCAACUGUCAUUGGGAUUCAAGAAAGAAGACCAUCAGUGGACAUGACAGAAUUUGAAUUUGUUGUUCCAGAAGUUGUCCAACAAUUGAAUCCGACAAGGUCAUAAAGUACAGGGAAAAACUCCUAACACAAUUGAAAAUGUCUCCAGAAAAUGAAGUCAGGGAAAAUGUCUAUCAGGCUAUGGAUCAGUGAUGUUGUAAUUUUUUUGGUUUAUAGUUGUUGAUAUUUUUUUAUAGUCUGAUGGAGUUCCAUUUCCAAAUUUACUAGUCUGAUAUUUUUUUACAAAUUGGCUUACAUCAACUAAUUUGUUUGGAACUCAUAGCUGCUACUAUUUAUUAAUAAUUAUUGUUAUGGCA
Molecule: messenger RNA, 8193 nt
Organism: Vitis vinifera (wine grape)
Lineage: Eukaryota; Viridiplantae; Streptophyta; Magnoliopsida; Vitales; Vitaceae
Exons: 9
Coding region: 6900-7943 (347 amino acids)
Biological process (GO): proteolysis
Molecular function (GO): cysteine-type peptidase activity
Source: RefSeq, a predicted model, not a curated record